CUGCUUGCUAUAAGGACAAUUCAGAGGCGCUUAUAAUGCUGUUAAAUCAAGGGGCAAAGCUGUGUAAAAGAAAUAAAAUUGGAUGUUAUCCUAUACACAUGACUGCAUUUGCUGGCUCCUUAAAAUGCAUGGACCUGGUACUAAAAAAAGGUGAAGAAUUUGGGUUUAGUAUUGAAGAUCACAUCAAUUUCACAGACAAUGAGAAAAGCAGCCCGCUCCAUGUGGCAGUUCAAAAUGGACGCUUGGAAAUUGUGAAAGCCUGCAUUGAAUAUGGAGCAAAGAUUGACCUCAAACAAAAUGAUAAUGCCACAGCUCUUCAUUUUGCUUCUACUCAA
Staurois parvus is the source of this 335-nucleotide messenger RNA. The record is from the annotation of a GenBank genome assembly. Lineage: Eukaryota; Metazoa; Chordata; Amphibia; Anura; Ranidae.